Cataglyphis hispanica is the source of this 7004-nucleotide messenger RNA. It is a transcript of the gene RhoGAP100F, whose product is annotated as rho GTPase-activating protein 100F. The coding region runs from base 248 to 4513 and encodes 1421 amino acids. The record is from RefSeq and is a predicted model, not a curated record. The transcript has 21 exons. Gene Ontology annotation, biological process: signal transduction. Gene Ontology annotation, molecular function: protein binding. Lineage: Eukaryota; Metazoa; Arthropoda; Insecta; Hymenoptera; Formicidae.
CUGAACGCCGCUUCCCGCCAUAUUAGCCACCAUGGGGUAGGCGAGAAUGUGCGACAGGGGUGGCUCGGGGUGUUUCUUCUUCCGAAAGCUAUGCUACGUCCUACGCGCGCCCUUUCGCACAGUUCGCCGAUCACGUGAGACCGGAAGAAGAUUGACGGCUUGCGGAAACGCUCGAGAAGAGGGAUAGGUCGGAGGAAAAGACCCGCCGGUGUCUUGGCAGUGCUAACCGAGGAUAAUUGGCGCACGCAUGGGACCGCCGCGACGAGAUAGUACAACACGCGCGGCGGACGAGUUCGCCCGGCAGACGGGUGAGACGGAAAGACGGAAAGAGAAGACGGACGGAAUACGGGGGUGGUGGGCUGCGGGAAGGAAGGGCGGCGAGGAACUCCAGGAACCGCCGCCGCCGCCGCCGCCGCCGCCGCCGCCAGGUAGCGAAAGAGGCUGUAAAUCGGCCACGGCAGCGUGGAUGUCCCUGCUGUCGCUCUGCGACCGGAUGUGCGGUACCGCCGCGUGGCUCAUCCCGGUCACAUGCCUCCGCGGGGAGGGCCGGGGGGAAGUGACAGACAUAAGCGCAAGUCCUGGGAGGCAGGCACCUGCCAACCAGUUGCGCCCCAAGGAACCACCCCCCAUGGUCAUUCAAGGAGACUUCAGGAAGGUGAGCGGGAUCAGUACAGAGAUCUUCAAGCAGAUCGAGACUGUCGAAAACGAUCAUGACGCUUCGACAGCGGCGGCCCUCGAAGCUGUCGAACGGAGAGGCGAGAUGGUCGUGCGUGUCAUUGAACCUCGGCAAAUGGGUAGACAGGCUUCCGAGGCGGCGAAAAAAUUUAUCGCCAUGCAGGAUCCUAAGCACCCUAUCCACUUUGUCGAGAUAAUCAAACGACCGGGACAGACUCUCGGUCUCUACAUACGUGAAGGCAAUGGCGUCGACAGGAACGACGGGGUUUUUAUUUCCAGGAUAGCUCUGGAAACUGCCGUCUACAAUAGCGGCUGUUUAAAGGUGGGCGAUGAGAUCCUGGCGGUAAAUCUGGUUGACGUGACGCACAUGAGCCUAGAUGACGUCGUCAUCAUCAUGUCAAUACCGAGGCGACUCGUUUUGGCCACAAGACAUGGUCCGCAUCAACCGGUUUCACAUGUCCGCCAGACUGAGCACAAGGCACCACCCGUGGUUGUAAUCAAGAGGGAAUUGAACGAGGAUGAGAAUGAUCACGUGACGAGUAAUCAUGUCAGAGAUGGCAGUAGCCGUAGGCGAGGCGACGGGCGCGAAAUGUUGCCGUCGCGAUCGAGACUCGGUCUGACGGGUUUGGGAUCAAGCCAGGAUCUCGGAUCGAGCAAUGGUGAUCUGUACUAUAAUUCACGGCCGGAAGGUCACUGGUCCUAUCAACCGCCACCGCCGCCGGUUAUCACGCAUCAGCCGAAACCUUCGUCGACGCAACAUUUUCAACCGUACGAGCGUGGUUAUCCGAAAACAUUGGAGAGCUUAGCUGAGAAAGAUUUUACAAAGGUACACCCUUUCUACACGGGGCCCAUGAUGCCCUCGUCGAAUGGCCGACGUAUGUCAACGGGUGGCGGAAUGCAAUCAGUCGGCGGCAGGUUGUCUGGUCAAACCGCGCAAUCGACUCAUUACGGCUUCAGCCAGCAUACCGGAAGUGGAAGGAUCAUGCCAAGAAGCGGUUCCGAUCAGCACCUACCCCGAGUUGAUUAUACGAGUAUCACGACGCCGGCGCGACAUACCCUUCUUAGAUCCAGUUUGAAAUCAGGUACAUCAGCAUUACGUUACAAUACGAGGUAUGGUGGACAGACUGACAUUACGUCCGCCGCUCAGAGACAAGGACAAUUUGGCACCUUGACGAGGCGACACCGACCUUCGUUGGACUACGCCUCCGAUACCGAGGCUACGUGCUCCAGCUCGCCGAAAUCAGCGUAUUACUAUUAUAGGCACAACAUGAACAAUCCACCUCAAAGUAGCGUCGUAUCGCAUUUAGCUACCCUCUCGAGGUCACAAAUCGGUCAGAGUUCCUCAGGUUUAAGGUCAAACUCGUUACCACGAAGCGGUCGGACGUUGCCUCAGCAGCCCGGUCUCAGAUCGGGUCUCAGCACGGUCGCGUCGGGUCUGAUCGAUCAAGAGGACAGCGACGGCGCUUUAUCAGCGCCGGAAUUGCCUUCCAUCAGGCGUGACAGAGGCAGGAUACCGUCCUCGCCGAGCGUAUUCACGUCGGAUGAAUAUCGUGCCUGGCUAAGUCGCACGCCGAGCACCAGCGCCUUGUACGAGCAGAUCAGAGCGACCACGAGUAGACCACCUCGUUACACAUACAGCGCCGAGAAUAUUCACGCAGCUGUCAAUCAGGGUGAAUAUGGCAGUUAUGGUGGGUAUAGACCGCUCUCGAGCACCCUCGAUCGUCUGUCGACGAGAUCGGCAUCGGCCCAACAAGUCAAUCUUGCAAAUCUCAGAGCAUCGACGGCAAUUAGCUCGACGUGUCAUCGCGGUACAACGAAUUCAAGGCCAGCCUCGGUAGCGUCGAGCGCGCGCUCGUCGCUCGUGGCCCAGAAACCGUCGUUAACGAGCUCCGUGAGCCAAAGAGCGACAUCAGUCAGAAGAAUUAGAAAUUUGUUGGACCUUGAGUCCACGAGGAGUAUACCUACCCCAACGCCUACCAGAACUCAGGGUCAAAUACUGCUAGAUAUUAAUCCUGCAGAGUUCCUCAAGUAUAAGAUAGAGAAGCCGCCGACUGUGGGUACUCCGAGCUCAACAAGCUCCCUUUUGAGUUCACUCGGGGAGACGACUGGUGGCGAUUUCGCGAGCGGAGUUAGCGGAUUAUUGUCGGUCCAUCUUUUAGCAGGACGCGGCCUCCGAACGACUACGACCUCAUCGGCUGCCACUACACCUUCCACUCCUUCUGGUCAACCGAAUUUAGCUAGUUGUGGCUUGAGAGACUUGUAUUGCGUAUUGGAGUGCGACAGGGUGCACAAAGCGCGAACAGUAGUGCGAACCGGCGAUUUAAUGUUCGACUGGGACGAAACCUUCGAGCUGGAUCUCGUAGGCAAUAGGCAGCUGGAUCUGCUCGUUUAUUCUUGGGACCCGCAGUACAGGCAUAAACUCUGUUACAAGGGAUCGGUGCAUUUAGCGAGUCUGCUAAAAGAAUCGCCGGAGCAUCAACUGGCUGUCAAAGUUGAACCACGUGGUACAAUCUACUUAAAACUACGAUACACCGACGCUCAACAAACUUUCCGUCGAAGAGGUCUACCAGUCAUAUCCUUAGCUACAAGAGUCGCACCUCUUUUUGGAGUUGAUCUGGAUACAGUAGUAAGUCGAGAAACUAAGACUGGCGGAGUUCCCGGUGGAGUUUCCACGGCUUUGGCGAUGGGAGUCCCGAACGUUCCGAUUAUCGUAUGGCGUUGCGUCGAAGAGGUUGAAAGAAGAGGGCUCGAUAUCAUUGGUUUAUAUAGACUCUGCGGUUCGGCGACUAAGAAGAGGAUACUUAGGGAAGCUUUCGAAAGGAAUGCACGGUCCGUAAAUCUAUCGCCCGACAACGUACCGGAUAUCAAUGUCAUCACUGGCGUUCUGAAAGAUUAUUUACGAGAACUUCCGGAACCUCUCUUCACAAAGUGCCUCUACCAAAUGAUGGUCGAUGCACUGGCCGUCUGUUUGCCAGACGACCCGCAGGGCAACGCUAAGCUUAUGUUCAGCAUACUAGAUUGUCUGCCUAAGGUCAAUAGGUGCACAUUGAUUUACUUGCUGGAUCAUCUGGCGAUGGUGGUAUCACAAUGCAAUAAAAUGUCACCAGCGAGUCUUGCCGUUUGCUUCGGCCCGGUAUUAAUGUUACAUUCGGACGAAAAUGGACCCCCGCUGGAUUUCCAACAACCGAUAGCUGUACUUAAAUAUCUGCUGGAGAUUUGGCCGGUCAAGUCAGUUCGGAAGACUUCUUCAGUCGGUUCAACACUUCCUCGAGUUAUGCCAGCAGUCGAGCGCAGCAGCAGUCAGCAGCAUCUGCAACAGGCGCAGCAGUUGGUGCAACAACAGCUACAGGCGCAGCUACAGGGAACAUUGGGACGCACAGGGCUGCCUUGGCAGCAGCCACCCUCACUUCAUCAUCAACCCCAAACUACGGCAGCCGCAGUCCUCGGGCCCUCCAUUCGUCCUCCACCACCGGUCAAACCUCGACAGGUGAUAGUCUCGUCUCCCGGUUCACCUAGUAGCGAGGAGUCGGAGGCCUCGCCGGAGCCAAUUAACAAGGGCCUCGUGGGCAAUUUAGGAUACGAAAAGGGCGAUGAGACAACGACGACGACGACGACGACGACGACGACGACGACGACGUCGAGCGCGUCGGGCGGAAUUAGUAUGGGUGCAGGCGUCGGUACCGGUGCCGGUGCCGGUAUCGAGCAGAUAACACCGACGAGCAGCGUCGACACCGAAGAAGGAAAUCCCCAUCAUCCCGAAGAGGGGGAGAAGGGCGUCGAAGGUGAUGUUGAGGCGAGCGACGACGAUCGACAUCAGCGCAUACCUAAAACGCAUUAAUCGCUGCCAUCACGCGGGCGAUGAACGCAGUGAGUAACGAAAAGGCUGCGAGAGGAGACGACUUUUCGCGAACGAACGUACAUCAAAGUUUGAGGAUUGCUUCAUGACUUUAUACGUAUCGCUUCGUUCAUCGAGGCUGGACGUACAGGAUAGGUCGAUCAACCCAGAAAAUGAAAAGGAAUUGUGAAGAAAAUAGAAAUUACUCGUUAAUUUCAUAAGAUCGUUCUGUAAAUGUUCUCGGAUUAAUUGUUUAGUUUUAUAGAUACAAAAUAGGAAACAUGUCAAAGUGAGUAAGUCUUCGAAUACAAGCUUUCUCGGUCUGCGUGUGCACGGUGCUAAUACUUGAAUGUCGAUUCGUAAGAAUUGCACAUUUGUUGCACAUUUCGGUCGAGAGUUAUCGCAAUUAAUUAAUUUUAGUCAAUUGUAUUGGGCAUGGCUGCUUGCGAGAAGAAUUUGUUAAAGAAUUUGUUAACGAAAAGGGAACAAAAAAAAAAGAGAUAGAGAUGAGAAAAUGACUUUGGUUAUUGUAACCAGAUUAUGUAGCUGAAGAACUAUUAUGUAGCAAAAUUAAAACUAAUGAUAUACGAAAUUCUUCCCUUGAAUGUUACGUCUCAUUUUCUAAUAAAAAAAAUUGAGUUUCGUAAAAAGAUAAAAUACGCAAUUUAUAAAUUUAUAAUAGUCAUCUAUUUAUUGUAUUGAAACAUGAUAGUAUUACUGAAAUGAUCAUACCAUCAAACGAAGAGGUGUUAUUGUUACUCAUUAUAGGAAGGCAGAUCAGAGACACGUACGUUCUGUCAGAGGCAACAAUAGCCCGGACUGGAUCGAAAUGAUAAAACAAGAGUUCCGCAACAAGAAAAAGAGUAUUUACUAUGUUAGAAAGUUGCUACUGGGAAAGCAAUUUUAACAACCGAACACGUUCAGUCCUCCAUAUGAAAGUUUCUCCGAGUUAUGACCUUUCGAGUCAUGACCUUUUAAAGCAGAUGAUAGAUAAAUGCAUCGCAUACACCUUGCCCUCGAUGCUCUUUUCCGGGAAAUUACAUAAAAAAUGAGAAAGGAAAAAAGAUGGAAGAAAAGAAGGAGGUAGAGACAAGGUUGCCCCUCCGCGAUCGUCAUCGUCGGCAUCUCACUAUCAUCAACAUGACACACACACAAUGAUAACACAAUACACAGGAGUUAAGCGAGCGAGCUGGUCAACGAGGAUGCGCACGUGGCAUACAUAAUAAUCAGUUUAUAUGCGAAUAUACUAUAUAUACAUAUUAUAUAUACAUAUGUAGACUAGUCACGAUAUUACGUGUGCUUUUGAUAAAAAACUAUUACUUGUAGCGUUAGCUAGCUCUCGUAUACAGAAACAAAAGAAUACAUGAACAAACAAAUCGACAAACAAACAAAUAAACAACUAAACUAGACGAUAUACAUGAUAUACAUAUAAAGAUGUUAUAUAUACUUUGGGGAAGAGAUAGUGCGAAGACACGACGGUGUUUCAACAUGUCGACAAUAGGACACGUAGGAAUCGUUUGAAUAUAUUUCAAGGGUAUAAUAUCGAACAAUCAACUGGCUAUUGUAUCAAUAUCGGUCGAUUGUCUGAGAUUGUGAAUCGUGAAGAACGUAAAAAGGGAAGGUAAAAAAAAAGAAGGGAUUAUCGCAAGAAAAACUGACCGAAAAUGAUAAUAAUUACGAGUAAACAAAGAAAUGCUACGAUUAAUUAAUUAUACUUUUAAAAAGAAAACGUAAAAACGAGUAAAAAAUAGCCAGUAUUAUUAUACGUCUAAAGCUGUAAAAUGAUGAUCGCGCGAAAGAAAGAGUGUGAGAGAAUGAAAGAGAGAAAGAGCAAAAGAUAUGCAAAUAGUCUAAUAGAAAAAUAACAAACGAUUAAAGAAAAAGAGACAAAGGGAGAAAAAGGAAGGGUCAAACGUAGACACGCAAAUGCCGCCCUUGUUAAGAACAAUUGGGCGUUCAUGAAAUACGCACUACGAAUUCAGAACAAAGCCACGAGCAGAUCGCGACUACCUGUCAUCCUCAUAAUUGUCACUGUAACGCAUCAUCGCCGUCAUUAUCGUCAUCGUCGCUCGAUCUCACACUCGUGGUUUGGUUCGCAAACAUGAAAAAAGAUGCACUGUAAUCUGUAUAAACACGCACGUAUAAAUAGAUAUAUAAAUACAUCUGUAUUCUCUUCUUUUCACACAGUUAGUGUUAUCGCGCGGAUAUUUAAGAAGGGAAGAGAAAUAGCCGCGAAAUUGAGACUAAUUGUAUAGUUGAGUGUAAUGUGUAUAUAUACAUAUAUACAUAUUAUAUAUAUAUAUAUAUAUAUAUAUAUAUAUAUGAUUUGCUGUAAUCCUAGUUAUAUCCAGCCCCAGAUCGUGUGACUGUCGUUCGAUGUGCAUGCGCGAGGGAAUACCGGGUACCGAAAUAUUCUUUUUUUUUUUUUUUCAAUACAGUCGAAAAAAUGAAUUUUUCGUUUGUUUCAAAGAUUUGUCGAAUGUUGACAUUUUAC